Messenger RNA from Hymenoscyphus albidus, 486 nucleotides. The record is from the annotation of a GenBank genome assembly. NCBI's taxonomy places the organism in Eukaryota, Fungi, Ascomycota, Leotiomycetes, Helotiales, Helotiaceae.
AUGAGUGAUCCGCCCAGCUCCAACCACAACUUCCACCUCCCUACCCGCACUCUCAGUAUAUAUAGCCUCAAAGGCUUAGAUGACAUAAUCGAUGAUCUCAAAUCAACUCCUAAUUUCAGAUAAACAAACAAGAUCAAUAUUCUCGAAGAUGAGGCAAUCGAAAACGAAUACGAUGAUAAGUAUGGCGAGGAACGCUUCCUAACAGUUGCGCAAAGGGAAGAAAGGGAUUCCAAAACCAGUCACCAGAUAUCUCAUCAGAUGGGUGCUAUAAUCGACACCAUUCAAGCGGAAAAUGGACUGAAAGAAUUUGCUUGGGAGAGCCUAUUUUACAAGGCCAGAGACUCUCCGGUGUUCUGGGAUGCAGUAUGGAGGAGUUCAAGAACCCUUGAGAAGUUGAAUCUGGUGUUCAAUAAACAUGAACUCUACAAAAUAGCAGAAAUUGUUAGUUUGACUUCUUUUUUUAUGGUACCAGAACGGCUAACAUGA